Messenger RNA from Helianthus annuus (common sunflower), 1642 nucleotides. Its product is annotated as protein trichome birefringence-like 19. NCBI's taxonomy places the organism in Eukaryota, Viridiplantae, Streptophyta, Magnoliopsida, Asterales, Asteraceae. Gene Ontology annotation, cellular component: Golgi apparatus. The record is from RefSeq and is a predicted model, not a curated record. The coding region runs from base 229 to 1524 and encodes 431 amino acids. The transcript has 2 exons. Gene Ontology annotation, molecular function: O-acetyltransferase activity.
GGGGAAAAAAGGAAAACAAGAUUAUUCUCCAAAGUUUGUCCUUAAAAGGGUAAUGAUUUGCUAUCCAGCUCAUACAAAUAUUUAUCAUUAUGAAAUAUUUAUUUAUUUCUUUUUAUAAUUUUAUUUAAAGGGUAAUGAACUAAUGAUUUGUUAAUAUUUGUCACCAUCAACACUUUGAGUGAGUAUAUAAAAAAGCCUAUCAAACUGAAUCCCAACUUAUUUCCACCAAUGAAGUCCAAUCCUAUUGAACUUCCCACCACCACCAAUGGCAACCUCCACAAACCACUCAUCAACACCAAGCACUUCAUCCUCCCUAUAACCACCCUAGCCCUAUUAAUCACAAUCCAUCUAUAUGUUGGAAACUUUUCCGACCACCCGUUGAUUAAUCCUGCCACACCGGCAGGAGACUCAACGGGUGAUGAUGACAAGUGUAACGUUUUUCAGGGCACUUGGGUGUUUGAUGAUGAGAGGGAAACGUACUAUACGAAUGAAACAAAGUGCAUCAUCGAUGAUCGACAAAAUUGUAUGAAGUAUGGGAGGCCGGAUACUGAUUACUUGAAGUGGAGGUGGCAGCCAGAUAAAUGCGAUUUACCUGAAUUUGACGCGGUUGAGUUCUUGGAGGCUGUCAGAGGGAAACGCUUGGCCUUUAUCGGCGACUCGGUAGGAAGAAACCAAAUGCAAUCAUUGGUUUGCAUGUUAGCUAGUGAAGCUUAUCCCAUUGAUGUUACAAAUAUAAAUGAUACAGAUACCAAAAGAUGGGUCUUUCCUCCCUACAAUUUUACACUAGUCGCAAUCUGGUCUCCUAUGUUGGUCACAAGUAGAGAUCCACAUCCUGAAAAAUUCAGCCGCAACAGUCUAAUGAACCUGUAUUUAGACGAGCCAGAAGAAGUAUGGACAUCAGAGCUAGAUAACAUUGAUAUCGCCAUAUUUUCAGCCGGGCAGUGGUUUUUUCGACCAUUUAUGUACUACGAAAAGGGUGAGCUUAUUGGUUGUCAUUUCUGCAAUCAACCAAACAUUACAGAAAUCAGUCUUUACGACGCGUACCAGAGGGCAUACAACACAACCUUCACCACCCUGCUAAACCACCAGAACUACACAGGAUUAACAUUUUUAAGAACAUUUUCACCACAACAUUUUGAGAACGGUGAGUAUAACAACGGAGGGAAUUGUGUGAGAACGAGACCCUUCACGAAGCAGGAAAUGAGGUUGGACGGUUACAAGUUAAUGAUGUAUUCUACUCAAGUGAACGCGUUCAAAGAAGCACAAAAAGAAGCCGAACAAAAGGGGUUGAAACUUAGAUUGAUGGACACCAGUAAUGCAAUGAUAUUGAGGGCAGACGGACACCCGAACCAUUUCGGACAUCCAGCGAGUGAUAAGAAAAGUUUUGCAGACUGUGUGCAUUGGUGCAUGCCGGGCCCUGUGGACACGUGGAACGAGUUCUUGCUCGAAAUGUUAAAGAUGGAAGGAGAAGGUUUUAUAGAGAAAACAUAUCAGAGGAACACCACAAAGCUGAACCUCAGAUGAAUUUUGUAUAACUUUGAUUCAAAGAUGUAAUUACACUAUCUUUAGAAUUUGUAUCUAGUCCAUAAAUGUUUAAGCAAGAUUUCAAGAGUGAUUAUAGUAAGUAUUAUUUACAAAUACA